AUGUUUUCCCGCUCCUUGCUGUUGAAGAGCAGUGCUGCGACCAGCUCCCGCGCACCGCGAAGAAGCAGACAGACGGAUUUUCUUUGCUUCGAGGACGCCCGCGAAGUUGUUCGCUCUUUGCAGCUCAAGUCUUGGCGCGAAUGGCUGGAGUGGAUUAAGUCCGGAAGCAGACCGGCCGGUAUUCCCAGCGACCCGAGGACUUUCUACCGAAGCACCGGUUGGAACGGUUUCCCGGAUUGGCUCGGCUACGAGUGGCACCCGCAUGGUGGACCUGGACUGUCUUCACGAGCAAAGCGUGCAUUACGCCGCAGCGAAAAGGACGUGACAGGCCGUCUGCAGACAACAACGAAGCAGAGCAUCGCGGGUAAAGCGGUUUUUUUGGAGCAGGCAGGAAACUUUUUCCAGUUUCAAACACUACCGCACCGCAGCAUUGCGCAAGUUGUUUACCGUCAGAACGAGAACUCUGCCGUCGCACCCGGCAGCAGCGUAUUCGAAAAAACAAAAUGGUGCCCGCUGGUGCUGCGUUCGGUCAAAGAAAUUCGAAACAACUCCCUGGUUUUCCCUAUGCCGAAGCAGCGACUCGGGAUCGGAGUUGUCUUUGUGGUCACAUCGUCGCGGCAGCUCUUCUUCUUUCCUUUUGAGUUUUUGGAUUCCGUUCGGCUGCCCGGCACGAAGCCCGGCGCUCCGCUGCGUAUUAAACUCGACCGAGCAGGAGUGUACGAAAUUCGCAGUUCAGACGCGAUGCAAGCGCUUCUGACCGAAAACUUGCAGCGUUCCCAGUUACUCAGCGAGGACGAGUUUGUUAGCCGCCUUUACUCCUCGAACUGCGACAUCCUGCUGCAGAAGACGCUACUGCAGAUCGUUUUAUUUUUGCGGAAUCGGUGCGGCCUCAACGUCCAGCGGCCUUCAGCUCGAUCGCGAUCACUUGACGCGCAUUUUCUGAUAGAGGGCAUGCCAAUAAUGGCCCGGAGUUGCGAAAAUGACGGACAUCAAUCGUACGUCCGGCUGGAUCUCGGACUCUGCCGAAAUGACGCAGUUCCUGAGGAUUCACAUCGCAUUGUCUCCGCACGUUUGCCAGACUUUCUGUUCGCAAUUGCAAGACGGGACGACGUUGAACAAGGAGCUGCGGCUGACGGUGGCGAUUUUUCUACCGGCAGUCCCGAAAACUCAGAAGCAGAAGAAGCUACUUCAUGUUUCGACGGAGUUUUUAUCUUUCCACGCGCGUACUUGCAGGCGCACUACCUGCGCAAAUUUGACUACACUGGAAGAACAUCAAUUUACGUGUAUCCUCCCUGGUUUCGGCCUACUUGGCGAGAAGUCGGGCGAAAAAAAGAAGACCAGCAGAGGUUUUUCCUCGAUUUUUCAUCAAAUGCAAACCCGGAAGAAAAUGUCGCGAAAGCAAAGCGAAUUUUUUCAGAGUACCGGCCCAGUCCAAAGUCUCCGGAUGACGCUAGUGAGCUUGAUGCGAACUACAUCACAGCUUCCGAACCACCAGCAUUAGCUACCUAAGGAUAAGGAACAAGCAGACGAUCGUUGCUGG
Amoebophrya sp. A120 is the source of this 1540-nucleotide messenger RNA. Lineage: Eukaryota; Dinophyceae; Syndiniales; Amoebophryaceae. The record is from the annotation of a GenBank genome assembly.